AUGUUUUUCGGGGGCCCUAGACAAAGCAGUUCACCUAUUUCCAUUCCAGCCAAGAGUCCAAGUCCGGAUGGUCAGUUGGACGGCCCUCCGUCUGGUCUUUCCCCUCAGUUCUCUCCGUGCUGGGUGACACAAGCUCAACGGGAUCUUGCACAGGUCCAUGCUGAUCUGCAACAAAUCCAAGAGCACCAAAAAAGGGAGUUUGAAUCAGUGAAGCGGGGUGUCGAACGAGCUGUCCUAGGGGUGCGCAGAGAGGAGAGACGUCUUCUUGAGAGGGUGGAGCAGGACCAUCGGGACUCUCAGCAGCGCCUGGAGCAAGUUCAGAGGGAGAACCUGGCGGCAGUGCGGGUUAGUCAAACCCUGAUGGACCAAAGGUUCCGCAAACUAGCUGAACUUCAGCGUAGAAUUGAAGAAAUGGGUCAACCAGUUGUUAAUGAAACUGAGCAAAACAACAAUCUUCUUAUUAAGGAGAUUACCGAGUUCCUACAGCCUUGGGAGAUAUCAGUUUCACUAAGGAAAGUUAACUUCAAACCUAGCUCCCAAACUAAUGUUGUCGCUUUUGGAGAAAUUCAUGUACAAGAUCAAAACCUGAGCCUGAAUGUUGGAAGCUGCGGACCGCACGGACAGCCAUGUGCUCUCCAUUCACAGGAGAUCAAGUGUGAAGACAUGAACAAUCAAAGUUUUAAAAAAGAGAAAAGCCCUCAAGGACAAGAAUGGACCUCACCGUCUCCCCGGGUAGUUAGAAAGAUCAGCCUGUCAAACCGAAGUGACGUGGAAUUAGAGGAUGAACAGAAGCUUUCUUCUGCUAAGAUCCUUCACUGGCUUCCCAAAUGUGAACAAUCUGACAGGAUUUCUCCCCAACAUACUGAAAUAGAUUUAGGUUACUUCCAGCAACAAGGAGAAGAUGUUUCUUUGGCUGUCCCCAUUGGACACAAACACAUCCACACUGCUGAUGAAGAUCUGGUGAACAAGAUGAACUUUGAUGAUAACUGUUCAUCCCCCUGGAAUCAGAGGAAAUUGUUUUCUGUUGCUUCAAACAGAAAGCUGUCCCCCUCACCGGAAAGACGAAAGGACCAUGGUAAGCUCAGCCAAUCCUUGAGUUUGGAGAGCCAAGAUCGACUAAAAAGAAAAGGGAGUCAGGGUUCCGAUGGUAGACUUUACAACUCUGCCAACAGUGCCUUAAAAUCUCCCAGGACAAAUACAAGAGACACUUUAACUAGCCAAAGCUGCUUAGAACUCACCUGCAGAGGCCGCUCUCAUUCCCGCAUCAGCCAGUCUUCAGAUGAACACUCCCUCGGGACACUUGGUGACUCUGGCCGUGCGCCAUCCCCAACGGAUAGCCUUGAUUCAAGCUACACCUUCAUCAUUGGCCCAUCGUAUGACCAUUGCUUAAAAAGAAGCUCUCUGAACCACAGUUGUUACUUGUCAAAGUCUGCGUUGGAUUUGACUCAGAGGACACGGCCGCUGGUCCCUGGCGGGACGAACGAACAAGGACUGUGGAAGGUUAAGAAUGGCAACUCAACUUCCGCCUCACCAACACUAAGUCGACGGUCUCGGAUCAACGAAAGGGGGCAGAACAUCUUGUGCCCUGCUCACAGAGGUCAUAAUAAUGACCCACACAAAGGCUCAUUUGGAGAAGCAAAGCAACCCCUUGUGGCCAGGUCUUUAUCCCUAUCAGCCAUUGAUGUGUCCUCUCAUGAGCUGAAGAGGGACAGAGGAGGAAGGGAGCUGGCUCUAGCAGAGUUAGAGGAAGAGGGAGAUUUGUCCUUCAAAGCAUACAACCCCAGUGGUGUCCAUCUCAUUGGGCAGUUUGGUAAACAGGGAUCAGGUCGAGCUGACCUAACUCUACCAAGUGGGAUCCAUGCCACACCACAGGGCCAACUCUUCAUAGUGGAUUGUGGAAAUGCACGUGUACAGGUGACUGACCCUAGAGGAAAUGUCCUCCAGCAACUGACCUCUGCCCGUGCUGAUGGCUCAACCAGAAGAUGCAGAAAUUACUUUGACAUUGCUGUCAAUGGAAAAGGCUUGAUUGCUUUGAGCUGUGCAGCAGAAAGGGCACUACUUGUGUUCAAUCGACAUGGCCGUCUACUCCAGACCUUUGGAGGCUCUGGUCUGGGUUCCACAAAGGAUGAACUGGAGGCUCCGAGGGGUGUCACUGUAAGCAGAUCAGAUGACUUCCUAGUAGCAGAUAUUAGGAAAGGUACCCUCAUUUCCUUGAAGCUCGAACCAAAAACUGGUUCUCGACUUGAGCGCACAGUUGUGACCGGGUUCCACAGGCCCUACUUGGUGGCAACUUGCUUGACUUCAGGCUUGGUAGCUGUAUCUGAAAGGGGGAAUGAAACUGGACGUGUCCCUUGUAUAAAAGUGCUGGAGCCAGGCUGGAACACCAUAAGAGUUCUGGGUGUGUGUGCUGGCAUGGGACCAGUCCUGGCCUGCCCCUGGGGGAUCUGUAUAGAUGCAGAUGGUAAUGUUUUGGUUGCAGACUGGGGGGAGCAGCACAAAAUUUUGUUAUAUCCAGAACAAGGAAUGGGAUGGCCCAUAGUAAACGAAGGCUUGAGUAGUCCACGUGGACUGACCUUGUUACCCGAGGGUCAGCUUGCUGUGUCAGACAGUAUGCACCAUUGCAUUAAGAUCUACCAGUACAAAUUACCCCAGCAGUGAAGUACACAAAUCCAUAAAUGUUUGGGGUAACAAACUUUCAAUUUUAUCCUAUACCAAGUGUUCCAGUGUUUAUCCAUAUGUGUUUGUCCUUUUUAACCCCAACUGGACAUGGUUGAUGGUCUGUCCUGACAAGUCUAGUUCUUUGAGAGUUAUUUUCAUUUAUUUAUAGGGUGGUAGUGAACCAUACAACCACUCAAUUAAACCCUUAGUACUAGGAGCAUUACCUUGAAUGUUAACUGGCAACUUAAACAUUAAAUUAAGUGAGCUGAAUUACAUUUAUUUAGUUUUGGGCAAUAGCAAUCACAUCUGAAAAUUCUGUUGUCAUGAGAUUUGGAUACCCGUUCAAAUCUAUCUCGACAUGUUCUAAUGUUGCAUACACACCUGGUAUGUGUUCUUUCAAAAUCGCGCUGGUUGUGGGAUCUUGAAAGCCUUUUUAGCAUAUGGUGGUCACACUGAUUUGUUGGUUGCUGAUAUUAGUACAUGUACCUAUAGUUGGAAGAGGCUUGGUAUGAAAUGUUGAAGUGGUGCAAAUCUUUCUCCAGGCUUUUUUCCUUCACAGCUCUAUUCCAAUAUAUGAAAAACUUGGUGUCAUAUAAUUCCAGCGUGGCAAAACCAAAUGAACUUCUCCAUGAUCAAUUUUCAUCUGAUUUGCACUUUCGUGAAUUAAAUGGGACGCCAUUUAUAUGUAGCUACCAAAGUUGAGUCUCUUCUUGAGUUCAGCUGGUUUAAUGCAUGUUCAAUAAAUCCACAUUUUCUACACAGAGCCUGAAAACUUGCUUAGCUAUGCAUGAACAUUAGAGCUUUGAACACAGAAGUCUGAAAGACACACUUAUGUCUUUACAUUGAUUUGUCAUUGAAAGUGGUCGAUUGAAUGCUUGUUGCAGAGAGCCGUGUGAACGCAGCACUACAGAUGUUUCUAUAAUUAUUGGAAGACAUUUAAACUCUAACAAAGGAAGACUUUGUUUGUUUUCUUUCAAAAUAUUUUCACAUGAAACAAUUUAGUCUAAAAAUGUCAGCUGUAUUUACAUAACACUAUUGGCUUGUGGAUCAAAGAAUGCAGAGAAGUUCUGCCCUCUAAGAUCCCUGCAGUUUGAGAACCU
Messenger RNA from Oryzias melastigma (Indian medaka), 3758 nucleotides. RefSeq lists its product as uncharacterized. The transcript has 2 exons. Gene Ontology annotation, biological process: proteasome-mediated ubiquitin-dependent protein catabolic process; protein polyubiquitination; negative regulation of translation. The record is from RefSeq and is a predicted model, not a curated record. Gene Ontology annotation, molecular function: translation repressor activity; ubiquitin protein ligase activity; protein binding. The coding region runs from base 1 to 2658 and encodes 885 amino acids. NCBI's taxonomy places the organism in Eukaryota, Metazoa, Chordata, Actinopteri, Beloniformes, Adrianichthyidae.